Messenger RNA from Oncorhynchus tshawytscha (Chinook salmon), 1909 nucleotides. Its product is annotated as zinc transporter 1-like. Gene Ontology annotation, molecular function: calcium channel inhibitor activity; zinc ion transmembrane transporter activity. The coding region runs from base 141 to 1640 and encodes 499 amino acids. Gene Ontology annotation, cellular component: Golgi apparatus; membrane; endoplasmic reticulum. Lineage: Eukaryota; Metazoa; Chordata; Actinopteri; Salmoniformes; Salmonidae. Gene Ontology annotation, biological process: detoxification of zinc ion; zinc ion transmembrane transport; intracellular zinc ion homeostasis. The transcript is spliced from 2 exons. The record is from RefSeq and is a predicted model, not a curated record.
AACAAGCCGUUGUUUCUACAAGUUGCCCCUGGCGACCGGUUUGGUUGCUGUCCAAGGUGCUAGUUUGCCACUACAACUCGCAAGAUAGUUUGAAGAUACUCGACCAAUUUUUGUUCGACUCUUGUAUUGCUGCGGUGAAAAUGGCUUGGGAACGAAAUCGUCUCCGAAUGCUCUGCAUGCUGUCCAUUACUUUUGCGUUAUUCAUUGUUGAGGUUGUUGUCAGCCGUAUGACUGCUUCCCUGUCAAUGCUGUCGUACUCUUUCCAUAUGCUGCCGGGUGUCAUUGCCCUGGUUGUGGCCCUGAUUGCUGUGCACUUCUCCGAGAAAACUCAAACAACGAGUCAAAAUACUUUCGGAUGGAUCAGAGCAGAAGUGAUGGGUGCUCUGGUCAACGCCGUAUUCCUAACUGCCAUGUGCUUUACCAUCAGUAUUGAGGCAGGCGAGCGGUUCACAGUGCCUCACGAGAUUGAAAGUCCCCGAGUGGUUAUUGGAGUUGGAGCUGCGGGACUUCUUGUAAACUUGCUCGGUCUUUUGUUGUUUCACGAACACGCAGGACACGGUCACUCGCAUGGUGGCUCUCAUGGAAUUAACACACUUCACAAAUCCGAGAGAGUAGGGAGAGAAUCCUUUGAAGAUGAAACCAGUAGGCCUAUCCUGUUUGAUUGCAGUCUGAAGACAGGGGAUCUCAGAGCAGGUCCAGGAGGAGAUCACGAAAUCCCCAAUAAGGACAACCUUGUGGUCCACAUGAAGGACAUCACCCUGGAGGAUUGGAACGAGAGCCAUCCUGACUCUGCUUCACAGCUCAACAUGCAGGGUGUCUUCCUCCACAUGCUGGGUGAUGCCCUCGGCUCUGUCAUUGUUGUGGUCAACGCUCUCACCUUCACCUAUGUGUGGAAGCCUUGCCAUGCUGGAGAGACCUGUGUCAACCCAUGCUACAACAGCCACGACUACACUGACCACCACCAACAACAUGUCAAUGUUACACUGAUCACCAUGCUUGGUAGUAGUACCCAGACUACAGUGCACCUCGCUGGCCCUUGCUGGGUGCUCUACCUCGACCCCACACUCUGCAUCAUUAUGGCGGCCUUCUUACUCUAUACCACCUUCCCUCUCCUGAAGGAGUCAGUCCUCAUCCUCCUGCAGACAGUUCCUAAACAGAUAGACAUGCCCCAGCUGCUGGGGAGGCUCAGGGGCCUGGAUGGUGUGUUGGCUGUCCACGACCUACACAUCUGGCAGCUGGCAGGGAGCAGGAUCAUUGCCACGGCACACAUCAAAUGCCUAGACCCAGCUUCCUACAUGGAUGUGGCCAUGCGAAUCAAAGGCCUCUUUCAUGAUGAGGGUAUCCAUGCCACAACAGUUCAACCAGAGUUUGUUACUGUUAACUUUGAAUCUAAUAUUUACGUCUGUGAGCUGUCCUGUGGGAAGCAGUGUGCCCCGAAGCUGUGCUGUGGAAACUUUGACAGAACAGGACUGGGAGGACAUGUUAGAGAAGAGGUUGUUUCUUAUCAGUAUCACUCAAUACAACACGCCAACCUCAAUACAACAGUCACCCUCUGCAGUGACCAUCAAGCUACUGUAACUGCCACGCAGAGCCCCAAGGCUGCCAUUUAUACAGAGGCAAAAUCCUCAGUGUCACAAUGAAUGUGAUUAUACAUUGGAAACGUGAAAUAUGUUGAGAGGUUCAAUUUAACUUUAUAUAGUAUACUGCCACAGCAGGAGGCAUCGUAAGUGAUACUCAUCCAACUACAUUCCUAGUGUCUGGAUAUUCUGCCUACUGUGUCUAAUGUGAAGCAGUUGGUGCAGACUGAGUGAACAAGUAGUAUUACAUUCUCUGUGUCGUGUCUGGACUAUCAUUAAAAGUGAAGACUGUUAUUUUAUCAAAUCAAUUCUCUGUGUAACUUAAUUACGUG